Messenger RNA from Phytophthora nicotianae INRA-310, 1682 nucleotides. RefSeq lists its product as hypothetical. Gene Ontology annotation, cellular component: plasma membrane. The transcript has a single exon. Gene Ontology annotation, molecular function: ammonium channel activity. Lineage: Eukaryota; Oomycota; Peronosporomycetes; Peronosporales; Peronosporaceae. Gene Ontology annotation, biological process: ammonium transmembrane transport. The record is from RefSeq and is a predicted model, not a curated record. The coding region runs from base 32 to 1603 and encodes 523 amino acids.
GCCUCGGCCUGCUCAAGUCCUCACCUGAAGCAUGCUCGGGCUUCGUCAAAUUAAUACGUCAUUAACUCGACUCGUCAUCGCUGCAACCGCAGCUGUUGCACUCGGUGCCUUGACAGUCUCGGCCCAGGACACCGCAGGGUCGACCGUCACCUGCGAAGUCUUUCAAUAUCUCGACUCCACAACCAACGAGUGCGUCAAUUACUCUUCGCGAGGUGAAAAAGCUGGAAAUGCCUAUGAUACCACCAUCGAUUCAGGCAACACGGCAUGGAUGCUCAUGUCAAGCGCCCUGGUGAUGCUCAUGACCCCGGGUGUUGCCUUCUUCUACGCUGGUUUGGCCGGUGAAGACAUGGCGUCAAACACGAUGAUGAUGUCGUUCGUGAGCAUGGCAAUGGUAUCGAUCCAGUUCUUCGCCUUCGGGUACUCAGCGAGCUUCAGCUCCGACGGUAUUUUCGCAUGGGCGGGUUACAACAACGUCGGCGCCGUCGCCAGCGGGACUUACGGUGGCAGUAUCCCUCACAUCCUGUUCGCCUUCUUCCAGACACAAUUUGCCACCAUCACACCAGCGUUGAUCAGCGGUGGAAUUGUUGGUCGCAUGAAGUUCGGUAGCUACCUGCUCUUCAUUCUACUGUGGACAUCCAUCGUGUACGACCCACUUGCUCGUUGGAUGUGGUCCCUCAAGCUCGAUGAAAACUGGGAGGUCACCGCUAUGGGCUGGGAGGGCAAGAUGGGUGCACUCGAUUUCGCUGGUGGUACAGUCAUCCACGUCUCCAGUGGAUUUGGUGCGCUUGUGGCCGCCAUUGUGGUAGGCAAACGUUACAACCACGGCGAGCCAGUGAAGCCGCACAACGUACCUCUGGUGAUGAUCGGUGCUACACUGCUGUGGUUCGGCUGGUUUGGCUUCAACGCCGGAUCCCAGGGUGCUGCUGACGGGAUUGCAGCUAUUGCUGCUAUUAACACUCACCUGGCACCGUGUGCUGGGUUCCUGACCUGGUCUGCUCUUGAGUUUGCGUUACACAAGAACUUUGAUCCAUGCGGUGCCGUUAGCGGAGCUGUGGCUGGACUUGUGGCCAUCACUCCUGGUUGUGCCUUCGUGUAUCCGUGGGCUGCUGUCAUCUUUGGCGUCGUCGGUUCUGCUACUGGUUUCGGUGCUGUUCACCUCAAGAAUGUUCUGCGUUACGAUGAUACUCUCGAUUCGUUCGGUAUCCACGGCUGCGGUGGCUUCAUGGGGGGCCUGCUUACGGGUCUAUUCGCUACCUCCGAGAUCAACCCGGCUACCGACGGUGGUGCCUUCUACGGCCAUGGAAUGCAAUUCGUACACCAACUCGUUUCACAAUGUGUGGCUGCUGCCUACUCGGCAGUGGUGACGUUCCUCAUCCUGAUGGCGCUGAAAUACACGGUGGGUCUUCGUGUAUCAGAGGAGAAAGAAGUAAACGGCAUGGAUGUUUCUUACCACGGAGGCCAGGCAUACGAUUACAGUGCUCAUGGUGGGUUUGGUUCACCUACCGUUAAGGCGGCCAAUCCUCCCGCUGGCGACUUCAUGAGCAUGAUGACUCCAGCCGAGCCCGAUGGAAACGGUGUUAGCCAUACAGCGAGUGAACUGUAAGCUGGUUCCUUCUGCUGUGAGAUGUGCUGGAAUUCUCGAGCCAGCCUGUAAUGAUACGUGAAUAUAUAUUUCAACCUCA